Messenger RNA from Lithohypha guttulata, 2157 nucleotides. RefSeq lists its product as uncharacterized. Lineage: Eukaryota; Fungi; Ascomycota; Eurotiomycetes; Chaetothyriales; Trichomeriaceae. The transcript is spliced from 2 exons. The record is from RefSeq and is a predicted model, not a curated record. Bases 1 to 2157 code for a protein of 718 amino acids.
AUGGCCCCAUCACUCAUGCACUUUGAUUCCGGCAUUGAUUCGAGAGAAGACAGCGAACGACCAAGAUCACAGCACGACCAGAAUGCGAUGCCUAGUAUCGACCAUGCAAAUAGGUCAAGCACAUACUCGUUACCUGAAGCGUUGCGUCGACCCAAACUGCCAGAGAUAUCUCAACCAAAACACUUUAUGCUUCCGGAGAUUUCGCAUACAGAUGGUGAUUUUGCCUUGAACCCAUUUCCAGAACACUUGAGAGUUGAGCUUCAAGAGUAUUGUGCAAGGCAACACUCCACCGUCCUUGGUAACGGCGUCACUCGGAAACGCCGAUCCACAAAGGACCUAUACACAACUGAGCGAGGGCGUCCAGCCUAUUUUCGAGCUACUCGAUCUGGUGAGAAGCUUCUUGCCGCCAGGUUUCAGUAUGGCGAUGAUGAGAUCACAAUUGUCAAAGAGCCACAUGGAACCACGGUCAAUGGCGGGAAAGCUGUCUUGCUUGUCAAACCUCACAAAAUCAAAGUGAAACGAGUCGAAGUCGAAGGCGUCCCACACAAAGUGACCAAAUACCAUGUGUGGAACUCGAGGAACGACGCCACCGCACGUGGAGAUCAAUUCGCAGAGAUCGAGAGGCUCAUUCUACACGACUCUGCCACUAUCUCGCGACCACGAGACGAAGCAGACGAUGACUCCGAUGCUGAAUAUGUACAUCCCGCCACGAAUAUUAACCCAAUGAGACGACCUACUGGUGCUGACGACCAGAUCGGUCCUCGUUCAACCAGUCAAGGAGAGCUUGAUGGUUUCGAGCUGAUGGAAAAUGAUGGCUUGUAUGCCUUUCCUGCAUAUCUCAAAGACAAUUUGAACAGGCACCUCAAAAUUAGCGAGAACCUCUCCUGCGCUCGGUCCCUUCACGGCAAGGGUGUCUUCACAAAGAACGAUGGGCGCAAGGCGAUUUUCUGCUCAGUGAAAACAGGCAAAGAGUUGCUGGGAGCGCGCUUCAAAGCUGAGAGCAAAGAGUUCAUUGUGGUACAAGAUGCCCAAGGAGAAUCCUCACUGGCAAAUGGUCAAGCUGUAAUUGUAGGUAUUACCUGCCGGUCGACCCCGAUGUCGUUUAUGCGAGGCGGACGUGAAUGGAGUCAGACUACGUACCAUGUCUGGGGGAGUCCUUCCGAAUUCAACCAUGUCGCACACAAGUGCACAGGGGCUGAGAUAAUGAAACUCACCGAGAAGCCUCAACCGAUCGUUCCAUCUACUUCGACUUCGACCAAUUAUGCCUUUAGCGAUUUGACUUCGCAGAACCUGCAGCUGAAAAGUAGCGCUGUCAACGGGCAUGGAGACAGUCCUUUCAGGUACUGGUCGCCAAGCGAAGCCGAUACAGAUAUCAAUCAUGGUGAUUUGUUCACCGAGCCUCUACCUCCCACCGGGGGUAUCUUUGAAAAGCUCGGGAAUGGCAUAGACAACCCAUCAGGCUCAAAGCGGAAGGCAGAUGAGCUGAGAAACGAUGGAGACACGAUCCAUGUUGCUGUGCCCAAGAACGUUCCCGAAUCGACGAGAAUUGAUGCAAACCUCGAUCUCUCACACAGGAAGCGCCGACCUUCUGCAGCAUCAGAAGCUCAGCGCACUGUUGCCAGUCGCAGUUCGAGUCCUGAACCAACUGCAAAGCGACCGAGACCAACUGGUGGAGCACCGACAAGCCGUCUGACUGGUGAAGCAAAUUUACGAGACCUCAAUCGUUUGAGUUCCGUUACUCAAUCCAAUACAGCACGUCAAUUGAAUUCCGAUAGACGAUCUACUUGGGCAUCGGAGCUUCCGGUUCAAUCGCUAGAGCUUGGCCUUAACCGCACGCUGAAAUCGGAAACGCUAAGUACUCCCGUCGGUCAUGCCACUACUCUCGAAUUUCCGCAUGUGUUCCUAUUCAGCGACCGGGCAGGGAACAUACUCCGGAAGAAGCCAAUUAGAGUUUGCAACAAGGUCGACAUUCUGUUUGCACAUGCCAAAGCAGCCAAGAUCGCCAGCGCAGCUACGACGACGUUGUUCAUUGACAGGAAAGGGUACGAAAGGGAAGAGAUCGUGAGAGGCGAUCCAGAAGACCUCGAGAGGUUACUGAACAUCUUGCAAGAUGUUCAAGAACCGGAAGAGAUCCUAGUUCUGGCCGACACUGACUGA